AUGACCGCAUGGCGCCGCCGGCCCUCAGCCCCGCUACGUCUGCCGGCCGGCCUGCCAGCCCGCGUUGACUGGCGGGACCGCGGUGUAGUGACACCGGUCAGGAACCAGGCCGACUGUGGCGCCUGCUGGGCCUUCAGCACGGUCGAGGUGCUCGAGACGAUGCAUGCACUCAAGACGGGUAACCUGACCCAGCUCAGCGUGCAGCAGGUGAUCGACUGCUCGUCCAACAACCUGGGCUGCACGGGCGGCGACGUGUGCUGGGCGCUGGACUGGAUGAGCGCGAACGGGAUCGUGCCGGAACUGCGCUACCCGCUGACCCUGCGUGACGACGCGUGUCGUUUGCAGAGCUCCGCUAGCGGCGUACUGCUCCGCACGUACCAUUGUGACUCCAUGGUGGGGAACGAGGAGGGGAUGCUGCGACUGCUGGCCACGCGCGGACCGAUCGCAGUGGGGGCCGACGCCACCAGCUGGCAGGACUACGUGGGCGGCGUGAUCCGAUUCAACUGCGAGGGUGAGCUGAACCACGCCGUGCAAAUCGUGGGUUACGACACGACCGGUCCCGUACCGUACUACAUCGUGCGCAACUCGUGGGGCGCCGACUUCGGUCUCGACGGCUACCUGCACGUGGCAGUAGGCAGCGACCUGUGCGGUCUGUCUGAGGAGGUGGGCUCCAUCACAUUGUGAGGCUGGCCUUCUCGACGCCGGACCGUCCGGACCCAGCCGGUCCGCCUCGUCGCCAGCCUUGCGGGAACAGAUCGCCGGCCGGUGCUCUGCCCAGCCUCGGCUCCGGCCCCUGGCGUUGCGCGUGCGCGGGUCACGGGCCGGGUCAGCAGACCUUCCGUUCUGGCACGUCCAUUAUGGUGCUGAUUUACCUCGGUCGAGGUGAUCAUAUUGGAUCCACGGCCAAUGGAUCAGUGUGCGCCUUCC
This is a messenger RNA of Pollicipes pollicipes, 927 nucleotides long. RefSeq names its product cathepsin O-like. Gene Ontology annotation, molecular function: cysteine-type peptidase activity. Lineage: Eukaryota; Metazoa; Arthropoda; Thecostraca; Pollicipedomorpha; Pollicipedidae. The record is from RefSeq and is a predicted model, not a curated record. Gene Ontology annotation, biological process: proteolysis. The transcript is spliced from 6 exons. Bases 1 to 684 code for a protein of 227 amino acids.